This is a messenger RNA of Coregonus sp. 'balchen', 1376 nucleotides long. The record is from the annotation of a GenBank genome assembly. Lineage: Eukaryota; Metazoa; Chordata; Actinopteri; Salmoniformes; Salmonidae.
AUCUUUAACUCUAUGCCUUCAGUCAUGAGUAGCUGCCCUCUCUUCUCUAAAAUACAGUUCUCCUACUGUUGCUUGGACCCAUGCCAAGAGCGACGCUGGGGCACGGUGGCUUUCCUUGCCUUUUCACUCAUCUCCAUAGCCUGCCUGCCUCAACUGUAUGCCAUCCUACUCUUCAUCAGUGGGAAUGAGGCUAGUCGUGUUUGUGGUUCUUCCUCCACCCAACUGGCUCUGUUUACAGCCAAGUGUCAUCAGGUGACCCAGAGGAAGCUGCUCAGAUGUGUACCUGUUUGGUUCCUGCCCUGGCUGCUCUUACUCCUUAAUCUGGUGUUGCUUCCCAGGCAGCACACCUGGACUGCUCCACUUCUGUGCCAUACUGAUAGGACACAACUGUAUCGUUCUCUGCCAUAAAAUACAACAAAUUAUUGGGAAAAUGUUUUGUCCUCAUUGUCUCUGUCAUACCUUUUACAUUCUGUGAUUAUAUACCUUACCUUUGUUUAAAGAUUGUGCAUCCUUUAUUGGAGUGUUGCAGAAAAAAAAGGAUAUUGGGAUUUUCAACUUCCCCCUGCUUGGGCCUAUGUUCCUUACUACUCCAGGCUCAGGCUUCCCACCUAAAGCAUCUCACAGAGGUGAGAACAACAGUAGCUUGUUCAAGUCUGACUUACUACUACCUAGCCUUGGAAUGGCAGAGUUGGUUGCAUGAGUGAGUAUUGUCACAUUAGACUUUGUUGUUUAUUACAGAUUUGGGUCGUUCCCACAGGCAGCUCCCUCUAACAGACCCCCCAUGGAGGACCUUUCACCCAUGAACCCACAGCCUUGGCCAGCGCCUGUUCCUCAAUGGCUGCUGAAUGGGUCUGCAGCAGUGUCAGAUGCCCAGUUAUUGGAUGAGCAGAUGCUGAGGGCGGGGGUAUUGGCCUCCUUACAGGAUGCCCCUGAGGAACCAGAAGCCAAAGUGGAAGUGCCAAAGUCCUCAGUGUCCUCUCUGAAGUCAGUCAGGUUUACUAGGGCAUUUACUAGUAAAGAAGAGCAUAUUUGUAGUAGCCUUUAUGUACUAUAUUUUAUAGAGUAAUUUGUCAUAUAAUGCUUAGCUGAUUCCACCCAAAAGCAAGCUGUGAUCGAACAUAACUGAGUCAUCAAAUAAAAUAAUUGUAUUGAGCAGAAAUAUUAUAUAUAUACAUUUUUUAAAUUAAAUUUUUUCCUCACAGGCUUCAGCUAAAGCUGUGGUGGUGCUGGCUGCCACUAGACAGUUAGAUGGCUCCGUCUCCCUGCUCAUUGAUGACAGAGUUGGGGAGGAGGCUGUGAUGACAUCCAAAGGGAAGAGCCCCCUGCCACCAAGGAAUGCCUUAGGCCUGUCAGAUCAGCACAUGGUGGCCAACUAG